UCAAUCAGGGUAGAACCUUUCAUUCACUCAUCACUCUCUCUUACUCCCUCUUUUGUUCUUUCUUCAUUCUCAUAAGAUCCUUUUCUCCUGCUUAUAGAGCACUUACUUUGUAAUAAUGUCUAAGGAGGUGUCGUUGUUUUUGGGAUUGGUUAUGGGGUUUGUGUUUGUUGGAGUGGCUUUUGCUGCUGCCACUGCCAAGUUUGAAGAACUCUUCCAACCAAGUUGGGCUUUAGACCAUUUCAUUCAUGAAGGAGACCUUCUCAAACUCAAGCUUGAUAACUAUUCCGGUGCUGGGUUUGUAUCCAAAAGCAAGUAUAUGUUUGGGAAAGUUACCGUUCAACUUAAACUUGUUGAAGGUGAUUCUGCCGGAACAGUUACUGCUUUCUAUAUGUCAUCGGAGGGUCCAAAUCACAACGAGUUUGAUUUUGAGUUCCUGGGGAACACCACAGGGGAACCUUACUCUGUUCAAACAAAUGUGUAUGUGAAUGGAGUGGGAAAUAGAGAGCAAAGGCUAAACCUUUGGUUUGACCCUACUAAAGACUUUCAUUCUUACUCUUUCUUUUGGAACCAACGUCAAGUUAUAUUUCUAGUGGAUGAAACACCAAUAAGGGUGCACACAAACAUGGAACACAGGGGUAUUCCAUUUCCAAAGGAUCAAGCAAUGGGUGUAUAUAGCUCAAUUUGGAACGCUGAUGAUUGGGCCACACAAGGUGGAAGAGUGAAAACUAAUUGGAGCCAUGCACCUUUCAUUGCAACAUAUAAGGCCUUUGAGAUCAGUGCUUGUGAGUGUCCAAUAGUGUCAUCAACAUCAGUGGAAAAUUUGAAGAGGUGUAGUAGUAAUGAGAAGAAGUAUUGGUGGGAUGAGCCUAAUUUGGGUGUGUUAAGUUUGCAUCAAAGUCACCAACUUAUGUGGGUUAGGGCCAAACACAUGGUUUAUGAUUAUUGUGCUGAUACUGCUAGGUUCCCUGUUAUGCCUGCUGAGUGUGUUCAUCAUAGUCACCACAAAUUAGUGCUAAAAAAUUAGUAAAAGGGUAUUUUGGGAAAUUUGCUCUUCUGGGUAAUUUAUGAUGAAAUGAAGUAGUAGGAACAAGUUGCCCCUCAUGUUUCAUAUUGUAAUAUAUAUUGCAACAGCAUAAUGUAUGUGAAUUACUAUUUA
Molecule: messenger RNA, 1156 nt
Organism: Arachis duranensis
Lineage: Eukaryota; Viridiplantae; Streptophyta; Magnoliopsida; Fabales; Fabaceae
Product: xyloglucan endotransglucosylase protein 6
Exons: 4
Coding region: 116-1024 (302 amino acids)
Biological process (GO): cell wall biogenesis; xyloglucan metabolic process
Cellular component (GO): cell wall; apoplast
Molecular function (GO): xyloglucan:xyloglucosyl transferase activity; hydrolase activity, hydrolyzing O-glycosyl compounds
Source: RefSeq, a predicted model, not a curated record